UUCAUUUUGUAAACAAUCAUAAAAUUUGUCACAUUGGUUCGAACUAGAUCUAAUAAUACCAUUAUAAAGUAGUUUUCAUUUUCGUCAAUUUCUCAAUAAAAAUGCCUUACGUAGUUUUAACAACUCAAAUUAGAGUUGAAAAUGGGCCAACAGUUGUUGGAGAUGAGCAGUCCGAUCCAGAACUGAUGCAGUAUUUAGGUGCUCAACUAACUACUCAAUUAGGAAAUGAUUUUAAGGAAUAUCGAUCUCCUGAUCCACCUAGAGUUCUUCUUGACAAGCUCGAAUUGCGAGGAUAUAAAGUUGUAGCAAUGGCUGGUAUAGGCCAGACUUGUAUUUGGACUCUCAACAAGCCACCAGAGUUCGAAUAAAGGCAGUAGAUUAUUGAAAACGUAAUAUUGUGAUGCAGAAAUAAUCAAGAAGCAUAUUUAGUGUUGCAUUUAGUUGUAUGUAUAAAAUUGUUUGAAAUGUAGUAUUUAGGAGUAUGGAUAAUCAAGAUUUUAAUUUAUAUUGAAAGCAUUAUUUAUUUACUUUUUAUAAUUAGAAGAAAUUCAAAAUUUAACCCUUUAUAGCUUAUCUUUCUAAAAAUAACCAGGUAUUUUUGAAGCUUUCUUGUAAAUAAUAAAACAACCUAUUUCUAAGAUUUUCAAAAUUUUAAUUAUAAAAUGGAAAAGGAUAAUUUAUUUUCUUUUUUUAAAAUUAAUAAAUACUUUGUGUGGUUAAGAGGAUAUUGUUCAAAACAAUAAACAUGAGCUAAGCUAAUAUUGCUCCUAUCUAAGAACUAUAUUUAUCAUAGAAUGUUAAUAUAAGCUCAUAUAAUGUUUUCGUUUUCUCAUGUAUAUGCAUAAAUCUCAUACAGUGUGAACAAAAAUCUGCUUUCUUGUAAACUAUACCAUCUAUUUUUAAGGAUAUGCACUAAGAUUCCAUAAAUGUGGAUUAAGAUGGAAGUGUGGGGAGUUGCAUCUUAUUUAAUGGAUUAAAUCUUGUUUUAUCUUUGUAAGGAUAUUUAAUUAACUAAUAACUGAAUACUAUUAAUCAAUUGCUUAUUAAUCAAAUAUUUAAUUCAGUCUUCAGAGUUUUUUUCCUUAUAUGAUGUAUUUAAAAUUUUGUGACUACAGUUGGAUGUGUUGAUGUAAAAUAAUACAGUAUUAUUAUGUUGUUAAAUUUUCUUAUUAACUAAUAUGUUGUUUUUGUCUUGAUGUAUUGUUGAAACACUUUUCAUAACAUGCUAUAAAAUGUAAUGCAUAUAUAUUUUUAAAAGUAUUAGAAGUUUAUAAGCAUAUUUAAGGAAAAAUUUCUUGAUUAAUUUAUGACUAUUUUAUUAUGAAUACAAAGUUUUUAAAACUAAUUUUAGUUUCUUUUCUUACAAAUGAUGUUUUGAUUUUUGAUUGUUUUACUAUAUAAAAACUGUAUACUAUGUUUCAGAAUUUAUGCACAACAUUAAUUAACAGUUCAACAUGCUAUGGUUGCACUACUUUUAUCUGUCUUAUUUUUAAUUAUCUAUAUGAUUUCAAUUGAUCAUAUUAUUUAUGAUUCUUAAGAUGAAAAGUUUAUUCUUUUAAAUUAUGCACAUAAAUUUUAUAAUGAUAUAUAAUAAUAAAGUUGGUUUUUAAAAUAAUUAAUCAUUUAAUUUAUUAUUGGAUAUCCUAAUCUUAUUUUAAUGUUUUAAAUAAUAAUAAAAAAAAAUGUUCUUUUUUCUUCAUAAUACAAGUGAAAAGGGCAACUAUUGUUUCCUUUCUAUAAUAACUGGGAAGUGAAAACUAACAAGUGCCAUCUCUUAACAAUAAUGCACAUGAUAAUUAUUAUUAAUUAAAAUAUGUUCUAUGAACAAUAUUAAUAUUUAUUAUGAUUUCAAACAUUUCUUCCUUUUCACUUUUAAUAAGAUAAAUUAAUCCCUCUCUUUUUUUAUUGUUAAUGUGUACUAUAUUUCAGUUGACGUUUGACUUCAUUGGCAUGGACAUAUUUAUGUACGCUUCAAAGAUUUAAUAUAAAACCUGCCUUUAUAAUUUUUUACUAGCCAUGUAAAUAUAUGAGGGUUUGGUCUUGUCAGGACAUGACCAUGCUUUAGAAUGAUACCACUAUAAGAGUGCGAAUAAGGUAUAUUAUACGGGAUCAGGUAAUACUGUUAAACAAACUAUAUUACAUCUCGUUAGCAAGUAAGAUUUUUUUAAUGGCAAUUAGUAAUUUUAUCUGAGUUUUAACUUAAACCUUCAACAGUUAUGAUAUCCUACUCACCGAAGCAAGUAUUAAAAAAGAAGUUUAUUGCAGUGUUUAUUUGGUUCUGUAGUGAUAGAAUUAUGAAUUCCUGAUUGGACAGAAGUUUUUUUUUUUUUUUUUUUUUUUUUUUUUUUAUUAUUAUUAUUUGUAAUUCCAUUUCAGAGUAUUGGAUGAAUUUAUCUUUGAUGAAAUAGAUUAAAUGCAUUUAAUAUGAAAAGUUGUAAAAUAAGUAUUAAGUUAUUGCAUUUAGUUUUUAAACCAAUUUAUAAAAGUUUUUUUUUAAUAAAAUGAUUUUUAAUUCAGAUGCUUCAUAUAAAAUGCAUUGAAUGCAUGCAUGAAUUGCAAAAUUGAAAUUUGUGUAGCCAGGUAUAUGUGUAUAAUUUUAUUAUGUUUUUAUAAGAAAAGUUUGAGAAUAAAUUAUAUGAGAAUUCUUUUCUUCUUUUAGAUUUUUAGAAAUUAAACAAUGUGAACAUUUUAUAUGAUGUUUAAUUAUUAAUUUAUUUUGUGUGUAUUUACUUAAAUCAAAACCUAAAACAUAAAAUUUAUUGUAAUUUUUUUGUGUAUUUUAUUUAGUCAAGUGCCUUAUUGUUAAUUUUAUAUUAGUCCAAGUUCUUUUUUAUUAUCUAUGAUAUUUGAAUGAUUUUUCCUACUUGGUUUUUUUUUUUUUUUUUUUUUGAUCUUGAAGGGUUGAUAUUGUAUGUUCAUAUAAAAAUUAUUUUUGAAUGUUUCAUCUAUUGAUGCCGUUAAUUAAUAUAUAUAUGUAUAUAUAUUAUAUUGCUGUUUUAACACAAACAUAUUGACAUGUGCUAAAAUAUGAUAUGGUGCAUUGGCAAAGAAUGAGCCAAUAGAGCAAAAAAGAGGACCCGAAAACAUCUUUUUAAUCUUUCUCGAUUUUUUUAAACUAUAGUUUUCUUUUAUUAGAACAUUUAACUAUAUAUAUAUUAAUAAGUAUGAAAUAGCAAUAAUUUUAUACUUUUCUAUCUGGAUUUCUUUUACAAUUGAAUGUUAUAAGUGGGAAAACACACUUGUGUUUGAAAUAUAUAAAUAAAGAGAAAUAUUUAAAUUUUUUGAGAAAUAGCUUUUGUACUUUUAGAGGUAUGAGUAUCUUUAGAGUCUUGAACUGAGAUAAAUUUUUGAGAAAUAUGCUUUUUUUAAAUAAAUGAAAUGCUUUAUUUGGUGAAUAAUAAAAAUAUCACAGUUUUCAUCCCUGAAUAUAUUUUUUGAAUCAGUCAAAAAAAGUUUUUUUAUAAAAUAAAGGAAAUGUAGUUUUUAAAAUUAUUUUUGAAUAAGGCAGUGUUUAAAUCAACUGAAAUUAUUUUCUUAAAGAGGAGAUUUGAGCAGAGAUUAUAUUUUUAUUUAUAUGAAUUGUGAUUUAUAUUUAUGUAUAUAUGUUAUUAUAAUUAUUGUUAUUUGUAGAAAUUUUAUAAAAAUAUGUGUGUAUAGUUUAAUAAAUAUUACAUCAUUGUAUUUGCUGUUGUUAGCAAUGUAAUGGUAAAACUGAAUUGAGUCAUGCAUUUAGGAAUCAACUACCAAUUUAUAGACUCCAAAUUCAAUAUUAACUGUUGCAUUUGUAUUUAAAUGAGUGUAUUUGCUGCGCAAAAUAGAAACUGUUGCAAUUUUUUGUAUUAUUGAUUACAUAUUAUGGAAUAUUUAAUUUCAGAAAACAUGACACAUUUUAUCUUAAUAUUUAAUAGACAUAGCUAUAUCUCAAAAUACAUGUUUAGAUUCUGAUGAUAUAACUAUAUUAAAUAAUUAUUAUCCUUAAGUUCGCAUCACUGGAAUUUCUUUUCUUCUUCUAUUAAAAGUUCAAUAAAAAUUAUUCUGUUUUAUCAUUUAGCUUUUUAAAUGAAAAAUAAUUGAUUUAUGUAAAAAUUAAUAUUAACCAGUUCUUUUAAUAGGUUAAUAUUAUUCAUUUCUUCUUUUUUUUAAUGAUUUCUUUAAUUGUAUUUGUAAGAUGUGAUGUAAUAAGCUAAAUCUAAAAUGAUUCCACAAAAUAUUUUUUGCCUUUUUCCUUGAAAACUUUUCAUAUGUGUCUUAAUUAUUGUCCUUUGUAAUUUAGCAUAUUUUUUCAGUGUUUAUUUAUAAUAAAAAUUUUCAUGAGACAUAUUUUAUGAUUUGUGUUGGUUAUUAUUUUAUUUUAGUUAUGUAUAUUUUAUUAAUAUAGAUAAAACAAAAAAUUCAAAUUAUUAUCUUUGGUUGCAUUGCUUUGUUUUACUUGGUUAUUUUAUCUUUAAUUUUUAUCAAUAUUAAUGUUUGUAAUUCUCUUAAUGCUGUUUAUAAAUUUUUAUCUAUAUGUUCAAUUGUAUGAAAAUCAGUUCUGUAAAUUAAUUGAAAUAAGAGAUAUAUGUGUCAUGCGUGCUUUUUGUU
Molecule: messenger RNA, 4581 nt
Organism: Argiope bruennichi
Lineage: Eukaryota; Metazoa; Arthropoda; Arachnida; Araneae; Araneidae
Product: GTP cyclohydrolase 1 feedback regulatory protein-like
Exons: 3
Coding region: 102-368 (88 amino acids)
Biological process (GO): negative regulation of biosynthetic process
Cellular component (GO): nucleus; cytoplasm
Molecular function (GO): GTP cyclohydrolase binding
Source: RefSeq, a predicted model, not a curated record